AUUAUAUUAUUUUUACCAUUUUAAUGUUUAAUGUAAGGGGGCUGGUGGUCCUAAUAAAAAAGGAAGUUAGCAAUAUUGAUUAAAUGUCCAGAAUUAGUACCACAGAUUAAGCACUGCAAAACCAGUGUAAAAUCUAGGCAAUUGAGGUUUUUGACAAAAGCAGAUAUAUGUCACUGCAGAUUUUUUUUCCAAAGGUAAAAUUAAACCAUUAAUUAUGUUGAGUAAGGUCUUUUGUGGUGAGCACUUCAGAACUGAAACAGCAUUUAAAUUACUUUGCAGUGUAUGCCAUAGAAUGAACACAAUGUUCGAUGCGUAGAUUUCGUUAUUUGAUUAAUAACAAGACGAGGCUUAAAUGAGAGAUUGCAGUUCUGGACAGCAAGAAUGAGUGAGGAAUGGUUCUGUCUGAUGCUAAUCUGAGAAGGUGGAGUUUUUCAGCACUCCAGUAAAAACAGCAGGGGAAAUAAAUUAUUUCUAGUCACUGCAUUUUAUGCCUGAUCAGUUCCCAGUUUUAGUCGGUGUUCUGACUGGAGGGAAGACGUUUGUCGCCUUAAAACAAAGUUAACAAUAAAAGACACGCCUUGAGGCACGUGGGAGGGAGCUGGAAAGUGGAAUGGAAUAUGCUCUGAGAAAGACGUGUGUGAAAGCUGUAUUGCAGCUUAUGAAGCUGGUGUAUUAGAAUGCAGUAGAAACAGCUGACAGCUGGCAGUUCCUACAGUUUCUGGCUUAUGACUUUCCCAACAGAAGCUCUCUAACAUUAAACUUGUAAUCUUUUUCCCACAGCAAAAGAAAACCCUCACUCACAAGAACCGGGUUUCUAGCAGAACAGCGUACGAAGAGGAUAAAGAUAUGGAUAAAAAACGAUGCUUUAACAUUUGGACUUUGUUCUUUCUGGUUGGAAUAUUCUCGUCAGAUCGUGUCCGUGGCUCUGUGGGGUUUUACCCAAGGUUUGCCCCAUUCUUUUUCCUCUGUACCCACCAUGGAGAGCUGGAGGGUGAUGGCGACCAGGGAGAGGUGUUGAUGUCACUUCAUAUUGCGGGAAACCCAGGGUAUUAUGUGCCUGGUCAAGAAUAUCAUGUGACUAUUUCCACAAGCACAUACUUUGAUGGCUUACUCGUGACUGGUCUCUACACAUCAACAAGCAUGAGCACUCCACAGAGGGUCAAUGGUCCUAGUUCAAUUGCUCUUGGGUUCAUGUCUGAUCAGCCAUUUGGAUCACAGUUCAUGUGCAGUGUUGUAGCAUCUCACGUCAGCCACCUUCCACAGACCAAUCUCAGCUUUGUCUGGAUUGCCCCACCUGCAGGAACAGGCUGCGUGAACUUCAUGGCCACUGCUACACAGAGGGGUCAAAUCAUAUUCAAGGAUGCGCUGGUUCAGCAGUUGUGUGAACAAGGAGCUCCCACUGAGUCUCCCCUACGGCCAAGGCUGGCUGAAAUCCACAAUGCCAAUGUGAUUCUCCGGGAUGAUUUUGAUUCCCAUCCUCAGUUGGAACUGAAUGAAGAGUUAUGGUUUGAAUGCAGCCAUUGUGUAGUGGGUGAUCAGUGCGGGAUCAUAAUGCAUGGCAAUGCGGUUACAUUCUGUGAACCAUAUGGUCCACGAGAGCUGACCACUGUUAUGCUGAAUACAACUACAGCAUCUGUUCUGCAGUUCUCCAUUGGUUCUGGCACAUGUCGCUAUAGUUACACCGAUCCCAGUAUUGCUGUCCUCUACUCCAAGAACUCCUCGGCCGAUUGGAUUGUUUUGGAAAGGAUCAGGGCUCCGUCCAACACCGACACUGUUAUCCACAUUGUCUACCUUCCUCAAGAUGCCAAAGGGGAAAAUAUCAGAUUUAAAUGGGCACAGGAUUAUCUCCAUGCAAGCCACGUAUAUGAGGCCUGCUGGGCCCUGGAUAACAUCCUGAUCAUCAAUGCUGCCCACAAGCAGUCACUCUUGGAAGAUAACCUGGAUCCAGUCGACACGGGCAACUGGCUUUUUUUCCCUGGAGCAACAGUGAAGCAUAGCUGUCAGUCUGAUGGUAACGCCAUGUAUUUCCAUGGGACAGAGGGCACUGAUUUUAACUUUGUAACAACCAGGGACAUUGAUCUGCAGACUGAAGGCAUUGUAACACAGUGGGUAGAAGAGUUUGAAAGUCAGCCUGCAGGCUGGGAGACAUCAGGAGCUGUCAUUGGCACAGAGUGCGGCGAGGUGGAAUCAGGCUCCUCUCUUGUCUUUCUCGAUGAAGGCAGUCGUGUUGCCUGCACGCCAUCUCUGGACACAACCAAUGGUGGAAACCUCAGGUUUUACUUCAGCAUGGGGGCUGGUUCAUGCAGUCCUGGAGAAUCACAUGAAAACGAUGUCAUACUCUAUGCCAUUGUUGAGGGCAGAAGGGAACAUAUUUUGGACUUGCUCCCUUUUUCAUCUUAUAGGAAAGCAGGUCUGGUUUCUGUUGUGAUCACACCAGAACUGCAGACAGCAGCUGCAAGGUUCUGCUUGAGACAGAAGAGUCACCAUGGGCUGAACAGGAACGUCUGGGCUGUCGACUACUUCCACAUUCUACCUGUGAUGCCACCAGCACCUUCUCACCUCGCAGAAUUCUCCAUCAACAUGGGCUGUGGAUCUCAUCAACCCGGCAACAGCAUCAGUUUGGGGUUUUCAACCAACCGUGGCCGUUCAUGGUCCCUGCUGCACAUGGAGUGUUUGCCUGAUCUCUGUGCCGGCCCACACUACCCCCACAGCUCUGUCUACUCUUCUGAAAAUUACAGUGGGUGGAGUCGCAUAACCAUUCCUCUCCCAUACGCAGCGCUUACCACUGGUACCAGGUUUCGCUGGAGUCAGAUGGGCUCCUCAGCAGGGAACAUGUGGGCGAUUGACAAUGUCUACAUUGGUCCAGCCUGUUACAAACUGUGCUCUGGUCGAGGUCGAUGUACUACUAAUGGAUGCAAAUGUGACCCAGGAUUUUCAGGGCCUGGAUGUGACAUGGCUUCCCAAACCUACCCUACCAUCAUUUCUGAGAGUUUCAGCAGCUCCCGGCUCUCUUCCUACCACAAUUUCCAUUCAAUCCGUGGUGCAGAACUUGGCUUUGGUUGUGGUGUCCUCUCUAGUGGCAAAGCUCUGGUGUUCAACAAAGAGGGAAGGCGUGAGCUCAUUACUUCUUUUCUUGACAGUACUUUAGCCAGAUUCCUCCAGUUCACUCUUCGCCUGGGUAGUAAAUAUGUUCUGAGCACAUGCAAGCCUCCAGACCAGCCAGGAGAAGGAGUUCUUCUGCACUUUUCAGCUGACAAUGGAAUUACAUGGAACCUGCUGCAACAUUAUUCCCACCUGAAUUACCACGAGCCACGAAUCAUCUCCGUGGACCUCCCGCAGAAUGCCCAGCGGUUAGGCAUCCAGUUCCGAUGGUGGCAACCCUAUCACUCUGGGCCUAAUGAGGAUGUGUGGGCAAUUGAUGAAAUUAGUAUGACCUCAAUCCUGUACAACAGCAUUAGUCUCAACUUCACCAAUCUAGUGGAUGUCACUCAGUCCCUAGGCUUCUACCUAGGAAAUGUCCAACCUUACUGUAACCAUGACUGGACCCUCAGUUUCACUGGAGAUUCCAAAACAACGCGCUACGUUGAAACCCAAUCCAUGCAAAUUGGGGCUUCCUACAUGCUGCAGUUCAACCUGGUGAUGGGCUGUGGAAAGCCUUUUGCACUGCACGUGGACAACCAAAUCAGCCUGGAGUAUUCCACCAACCAUGGCCUGACCUGGCAUCUUGUACUAGAGGAGUGCUUUCCCAGCAUGCCGAGUUGCCAAGAGUUCACUUCUGCCAGUGUUUAUCAUUCCUCAGAGUUCUCACAGUGGAAAAGAGUAACUGUGUCCCUGCAGCAGAAAACAUGGUCAAGUGCCACACGUUUCCGCUGGAGCCAGAACUAUUACAUGGUUCAAGAUGAAUGGGCAUUAGAUGAUAUUUAUAUUGGACAACAGUGUCCUGGGAUGUGUAAUGGCCAUGGCUGGUGUCACAACGGAUUAUGCAAUUGUGAUCCAGGUUAUCGUGGAUCUUCCUGUAAACCAGAGGUGAUGUUACCUUCAACGGUGACAUGCGACUUUGAGAAUGAGGCUGUGAUGAAGAAUGAUUGGCAGGAAGUGAUAGGAGGACAAAUUGUUAAACCCGAGGAAGGCUGUGGAAUCAUUUCUUCUGGAUCCUCUCUCUACUUCUCUGAGAAUGGAAAGAGGCAGCUGGUUAGCUGGGACCUGGACACCCAAUGGGUCGACUUUAUCCAGUUUUAUAUUCGGAUUGGAGGGAACACGGGAUCCUGUAACACGCCUGACAGCAGAGAGGAGGGCGUUUUGUUGCAGUACAGCAACAAUGGUGGCAUUACCUGGAACCUGCUGUCAGAAAUGUACUUCUCCGAUUUCAGUCAACCCAGAUUUGUUUAUUUUGAGAUUCCGGCCUUGGCGAAGACGACUUGUACAAGGUUCCGCUGGUGGCAGGCAGUUCAUUCCGGGGAAGGGUAUGACCAGUGGGCUAUUGAUGACAUCAUCAUUUUAUCUGAGCGGCAGAAACAAAUCAUCCCUGUCAUCACACCAACAAUACAACAGGACUAUACACCAUCUUAUGAUAUCCCGCAGAGCCAGCUGAGCAUUUGGCUGAUGUUAGCUAAUGAGGGGAUGGGCAGCAAUGAAACAUUCUGCUCCAUGACCCACUCAGCCAUGGUGUUUGCCAAAUCCGAUGGUGACCGGGUUGCUGUGACUCGAGACCUGACUCUGAAACCUGGAGACCUGCUUCAAUUCAAGCUGAACAUCGGGUGUGAGAGCCAGUUCAGCAUUGCUGCCCCGGUUCUGCUCCAAUACUCUCACGAUACUGGCAGAUCCUGGUCCUUGGUCAAAGAAGGUUGCUACCCUACAUCAGCCAGUGUCAAAGGCUGCGAGGGAAGUUCAAGAGAACUGAGGGAGUCAACAGUCUAUUACACAGGAGACUUUGAAACCUGGACAAGGAUCACAGUCAUUAUCCCAAGAUCUGUUACGUCCAGUAAGACUCGAUUCCGCUGGUUUCAGGAGACCAACACGCACAAGAGUGCAUCUGCCUUUGGCCUAGAUGAAGUUUACAUCUCUGAACCCUGCCCUAACUACUGCAGUGGACACGGUGACUGUAUCUCUGGGGUCUGCUUCUGUGACUUUGGUUACUCUGUUGAACAUGGAACCUGUGUACCGAACAUACCGAACCCCAGUGAAAUGACUGAUCGGUUUGAGGAUAAGCGGAGUCCUCUCUGGUUCAAGGUUACAGGAGGACAGGCUGGAAUUGGCUGUGGGAUACUGAAUGAUGGGAAUUCCCUCUACUUCACUGGCCCCGGUCGAAGAGAAGCCAGAACUGUCUGUCUUGACACGACAAACAUCAGAUUGGUGCAAUUUUAUAUCCGCAUUGGAAGUAAAAGCCUUGGAUCCUCCUGCAGCAAACCAAGAGCUCGAAAUGAAGGAAUUGUUGUCCAGUACACCAAUGAUAAUGGAGUGACCUGGCAUGUUUUGCGUGAGCUGGACUACAUGUCUUUCCUCCAGCCUCAGAAAAUAACAAUCGAACUGCUCCCCGAAGCCAAAACCAUCUCGACAACAUUCCGCUGGUGGCAGCCACAGCAUGGAAAGAUCAGUGCACAAUGGGCUUUGGAUGAUGUCUUGAUUGGAAUGAACGAUAGCUCACUUAGUGAUUUUCAGGAAACAUUUGAUGACUCCUCUGACUUGCAGCUCAAUUGGUAUCGCAUUCAAGGGGGCAAUCCAGAUAUGUAUUGUCUCUCGAAGGACACAGCACUGGUUUUUAAUCUGAAUAUUGGCAAGCCUCGGUUUGCAGAAACGUGGGAUUUCCAUGUUACUGCCUCCACGUUCCUGCAAUUUGAGCUCAAUAUAGGCUGCGGUGGUCAGUCGCCAGAUUCCUCCGGCAUCCACCUGCAGUACUCGCUCAACACAGGCAAAGACUGGCAUCUGGUGAAAGAAGAGUGUGUCCCCCCCACCAUUGGUUGUCUGCAUUACACGGAGAGCACGAUCUACACUGCACAGAGUUUCCAAAGCUGGAAACGUGUCACCGUCUACCUGUUUCCAGGAACCAUUUCCCCCAGGACCCGAUUCAGAUGGAUACAAACUGAAUACUCUUCUGGGACUGAUAAUUGGGCCAUUGAUAAUGUGAUCCUAGCCUCGGGGUGUCCCUGGAUGUGUUCUGGUCAUGGCAUUUGUGACAUGGGUCAUUGUGUGUGCGACAGUGGCUUUGGAGGCCGCAACUGUGUCCCCACUCUUCCAUUGCCGUCAAUCCUCAAAGAUGACUUUAAUGAGAAACCCCACCCUGACCUCUGGCCUGAGGUUCUUGGAGCAGAAAGGGGAAACUUAAAUGGGGAAAUUAUCAAAUCUGGAACAGCGCUGGAAUUCAACAGGGAUGGGCUGCGGAUGCUGGUGUCCCGGGACCUGGAAUGCACAAGCACCUUGUACAUUCAAUUCUCAUUCAAGUUCAUCACUAAAGGUGCUCCCGACCGCUCGCAUUCUGUUCUGCUGCAGUACUCCAUCAAUGGUGGCAUUACCUGGCAUUUGAUGGAUGAAUUAUACUUUCUUCAGACAACAGAGGUGCUCUUUAUUAAUGUCCCCUUUUGUUGGAAAUUCGUUCUAAUGUUUGUGGCCAAAGGAUGGAAGAAACUGGUUAUUUCUAUCCUGGGUGGAAACAUUGGUCGUUCGACUUUACUGGUUAUUCCCUAUUGGUCUAUACUAAAGGGAACCACGGAGGAAGACUCUGCCAUCGUCUUCGUGUCAAACAUGGUUGGGGAACAUUCCAUCACCACACGUGAUCUGGAUGUUAAUGAGAACACCAUCGUUCAGUUUCAGAUCAACGUUGGAUGUAACAUAGAUAGUUCAGCUUCUGACCCUAUUAGAUUGGAGUUCUCACGGGAUUUUGGAGCCACGUGGCACUUGCUCCUGCCUCUCUGCUACAGCAGUGGACACAUCAGCUCACUUUGUUCAACUGAGCUCCAUCCCAGCAGCACCUAUUAUGCUGGAACCACCCACGGCUGGAAGAGGAAGGUCAUCCAUUUUGGCAGGCUGCAUCUUUGCGGGUCAGUGCGGUUUCGCUGGUACCAGGGCUUCUACAGGCUAGGUUCUCAGCCAGUGACCUGGGCCAUUGAUAAUGUUUACAUCGGGCCCCAGUGUGAGGAGAUGUGUAACGGUCACGGUAGUUGCGUCGGUGGAACCCACUGCAUUUGUGAUGCCAGGUAUUCCGGGCCCACCUGCAAAAUCAGCUCCAAAAAUCCAGACUUCCUGAAGGGAGAUUUUAAAGGUCCAACAGACCCUGCAAGGUUUUUGGUGAUGAGUGGCGGCAAACCAUCCAGGAAAUGUGGUCUAAUGUCCAGUGGAAACAGCCUCUUCUUCAGUGAGGAGGGCCUACGCAUGCUGGUGACUGUUGACAUGGAUUUGUCAUACGCAAGGUUUGUGCAGUUCUUCCUGAGACUGGGCUGUGGCAAGGCAUCACCUGACCCCCGCAGCCAGCCAAUGCUGUUGCAGUACUCCAUGAAUGGAGGCCUGAGCUGGGGCGUGCUCCAGGAAUUCCUCUUCAGCAACUCCAGUAACGUGGGCCGAUACAUUGCUCUCGAGAUUCCAAUGAAGGCCCGCUCCUCCUCCACCCGACUUCGCUGGUGGCAGCCCUCUGAAGACGGACAUUUCUACAGCCCUUGGGCCAUUGAUGAGAUAGUGAUUGGAGGCAGCAUUCUGGGUGAAACGGUGAUUGAGGAUAACUUCAGCACUCUGGACAACAGGAAGUGGCUGCUCCACCCAGGAGGCACCAAGAUGCCGGUCUGCGGUUCGAGUGGGGAUGCGCUGGUGUUCAUCGAGAAAGCCUACACCCGCUAUGUUAUCUCCACUGACGUAGUCGUGAACGAAGAUUCUUUCUUGCAGUUUGACUUUGCUGCCUCCUGCUCCGUCACAGACUCAUGUUACGCUGUGGAGAUGCAGUAUUCCGUGGAUCUGGGACUGGCAUGGCAGCCUGUGCUGACUGACUGUCUCCCCAGCAACGUGGAGUGUAACAAGUACCACCUGCAGAAAGUCCUGGUGUCAGACACAUUCAACAAGUGGACCAGACUCACGCUGCCACUGCCACCCUACACCAGGUCCCAGGCCACUCGUUUCCGUUGGUAUCAACCCGCACCCUUUGAGAAGCAGCAGACAUGGGCCAUUGAUAAUGUGUACAUCGGGGACAGCUGUCUGGACAUGUGCUCUGGCCAUGGAAGGUGCUCACGCGGAUCCUGCAUCUGCGAUGAGGAGUGGGAUGGCACGUAUUGUGAUGAACCAAAGUCCAGUCUUCCCCGACAGCUUAAAGACAACUUCAACAGAUCCCCCUCCGGCAACAACUGGCUGAUGGUGAACGGAGGCAAACUCAGCACUGUCUGUGGAGUCGUGGCCUCAGGAAUGGCUCUUCAUUUUAGUGGAGGUUGCACACGUCAGCUGGUGACGGUAGAUCUGGACCUCACAGAUGCUGAAUUUAUUCAGUUUUACUUCAUGUACGGCUGCCUUAUUCCCCCAAACAAUCGCGAUCAGGGAGUCUUUCUGGAUUAUUCUGUCAAUGGAGGCAUCACAUGGAACAUCUUAAUGGAAAUCUUCUUCGACCAGUACAAUAAGCCUAGCUUUGUAAGUAUUCUCCUUCCAUAUGAGGCGAAAAUAGUUGGCACACGUUUCCGAUGGUGGCAACCAACCCAUGAUGGCCGUGACCAGAGCGACUGGGCCAUUGACAAUGUGUUGAUAGCUGGUUCAGCCAGUGAGAGAACCUUCAUGCUGGAUACGUUCAGCAGUACCCCUGUCCCACCACAUGACCGGAGCCCCGCUGACAGUGGUCCUGUGGGCAGGAUCAGCUUUGACCUGUUUCAGGAAAAAUCCACAGCUUACAAACCAAACAAGUACUGGAUGUUCCAUGAUGAGUGUUCUGUGGAGAGAUUCUGUGAUUCGCCUGAUGGAGUGAUGCUGUGUGGCAGCCAUGAUGGGCGGGAAGUCGAUGCAACGACCCACGACCUCACACCAAGCGAGGACUGGAUCGUGCAAUUUAAGAUUUCAGUGGGCUGCAAGACUACAGAAAAAGUCAUUCAGAAUCAGGUCCAUGUUCAGUAUUCGACUGACUUUGGAGUGAACUGGCGAUACCUGAUGCCACAGUGCCUCCUGGCUGACCCACAAUGUUCUGGUGAUAUCACUCAGCCCUCCGUGUUUUUCCCUGCCAAGGAAUGGAAAAGAGCCAUCUACCCGCUGCCUGACAAUCUGGUGGGCAACCCAGUGAGAUUCCGCUUCUAUCAGAAGUAUUCUGAUCUUCAGUGGGCCAUAGACAAUUUCUACGUGGGACCUUCCUGCCCAAACAAUUGUGGAGGCCAUGGAGACUGCCUGCACAAACAGUGCUACUGUGAUCCUGGCUUCACUGGGUCAAAUUGCUAUUUGAGUCACCCUCUAAAGACUUCAUUGAAAGAACGCUUUGAGCUUGAUGACAUUAAAUCAGAUACAUGGAUUUCUCUGGAUGGUGGAAAGGCUUGCACAGACUGCGGUGUUCUGGUGGAAGAUUUGCCCCUCUAUUUCAGUGGAGUAGGCAUGAGACAGGCAAUAACCAAGGACCUUGAUCUCAGGGGUACAAAGUUUGUGCAGUAUUGGGCCAGAAUUGGUAGUGAGAGCAACAUGACGACUUGUCACCAACCCAUCUGUCGGAAGGAGGGAGUUUUGUUGGACUAUUCAACUGAUGGAGGAAUGACCUGGAACAUGCUGCAUGAAAUGGAUUACCAGAAAUAUAUCUCUGUGCGCCAGGACUACGUGUUGCUCCCGGAGGAGGCCCACACCAACACCACCCGCCUGCGAUGGUGGCAGCCCUUUGUUGUUCAAAACAGUCUGAUGGUGGCGAGCACAGACCGUGCUCAGUGGGCACUGGACAACAUCCUGAUCGGAGGAUCUGAGAUCAACCCAAGUCAACUCAUGGAUUUCUUUGAUGAUGAAGGCAUUAACCACGAUGGGAACUGGAUGUUCUACCCCAAUGCAGUCCGUACAGCCGGUUUCUGUGGCAACCCCUCCUUCCAUCUGUACUGGCCUAAUAAAAAGAAAGAUAAGACGCAUAAUUUCCUGGCUUCACGGGAACUUAUUGUAGCACCCGGAUAUGUUCUGCAAUUCAGAAUUGUGGUUGGUUGUGAAGCUGAUUCCUGUGGGGAUCUCCAGCCUGUAUUGCUGGAGUACAGUAAAGAUCCAAGAAAGGACUCCUGGUCACUUGUCCAAACAGAGUGUCUUCCUUCUACAAGCAGCAACAUUGGCUGUUCUCCAUUCCAGUUCCAUGAGGCCAGCGUUUACACUUCUGUCAACUGCUCCACCUGGAAUCGGGUCACCAUCCAACUACCAGAUUACGUUGCAUCCAGCGCCACUCAGUUCCGAUGGAUUCAGAAGGAAGGCAACGCAGAGAAACAAAGCUGGGGAAUUGACAACGUCUACAUUGGUGAAUCCUGUCCUAAGCUCUGCAGUGGACACGGAUAUUGUAGAACUGGAACUGUCUGCAUUUGUGAUGAAGGUUAUCAAGGAGAUGACUGUUCUGUUCCAAUUAAUGACCUGCCCAGUUACAUCAAAGACAACUUUGAAUUGGCCCGCGUCAGAGAAACAAACUGGCAGGUGAUCCAGGGCGGUGCGAUUGGCAGUGGAUGUGGGCAGCUGGCACCCUAUGCCCACGGCGAGUCUCUGUACUUUAAUGGCUGUCAGAUGAGACAGGCUGUAACCAAACUUCUGGAUCUGACCAGGGCCAGCAAAAUCAUGUUUGUGCUGCAGAUCGGUAGCAUAUCGCAGACAGCAAGCUGCAAUAUUGACCUGACGAACCCCAACAUUGCAGACAAAGCCAUCCUGCUGCAGUACAGUUUGAAUGGAGGAAUUACAUGGCAUGUUAUUGCUCAGCACCAACCAAAGGAUUUCAUACAUGCCCAGAGGAUAUCUUACAACGUCCCACUAGAGGCACGAGUUAAGGGUGUACAACUAAGAUGGUGGCAACCACGUCACAAUGGAACAGGCCAUGAUCAAUGGGCUUUAGAUCACGUGGAGGUGGUCCUGACUCGUAAACAGAAUUACAUGAUGAACUUCUCAAGGCAACAUAUGCUCAGGCAUUACUACAGCAGAAGGCGAAGGUCCCUCAGACGAAACAUUUAAGUAAUUACAAUACAUCUCUGACCUGCUUCAUUAUUCCAAUAAACAAAGUACUGUUUUUAAUAAGGGGCCAAUAUCAGAUAUAGGAAAGUAAUGAAAUAAAUGAGUCUACAAGAUACAUAUUUUACACACUGUGAAUUGAUGAAUGAAGUGGCUUAUAUUCUGAAAUGUAUUGUCUUUUGCUCAUUUUUGUGGUUGUGUGUUAUGUGGUAUGUUGCAAUGUCAGUUACUGUGGCAGUAUUAUAAAUAAAUGUAAAAGUACAAUUUAAUUUGCAAUAUAUUUGUUCUUAUAGUCUCGUGGCACAAUGACACAAACAAUAUUGAAUGGUGCUCAUCACAUAUGAAUCUGUGUAAGUUAAAUAUGUUUAAUAUAAGAGGAUCUUAAAGUGGAAACUAAAACAAAGAGAAAGUAGAAUUCAAACUGAGCCAGUUAAAAGUAAAUUGAUAAUAGGAGUUUCACACCAUGUACAAAUGUGGAAUGCACUGUUCCAGAUGGCUAUAAAUGCAGAAUUAGUGUUCUAAAACAGUUAUUUACGUGAGAGUUUUAGGCAUAUAAAGAAUUAUAAAAAAGGCUUUAGAUAGAUCUGCCACAGUUAACAAAUUGUAAAUCAAAUGAUGAGAUGACUGUAUAAUCUUAAAUAGCAAACAACGGUUUUCUUUGCAUUCUAUUAUCAAUAAAUGUAACAAAACUAAAAAAAAAUUCCUAUGUUCAAAGAACUUCAGAGUUUGGGAAGUUAUUAAAACAUGUUGAAUUUUUUGUGAAACAAAGUAGUUUGCCUUUUAAAGCCUUCAACACCAUAGAAAUAACAGUGUGUUGCAGUUUAAAUGUGUAUAUCCUAGUUGGACAUUAAUAUUGGUUUUCAUGUAAAUCUUUAAUCUAGCUUUGUGUCCUCUGGCAGUAAUUUAAUGGUGAUGAUGCUUAUUCAGUAUGACAAAUUGUUGUUAAUUGUGUUAAUUUUUAACUUGUUUCUACUGAUUGAAAGCUGGGUCAUGUUUGUAACUUCUGAGUGAACUAGUGUUGUGGUGACCUAGCAUAGCUAUAACUGCAAUGUAACAUGAUCUAAAAUUAGGUAGAGUAACUUAAUAUAUCACAAUGUUAUUUACUGAGAUAGUCCAAAGUUACUUUCAAUAAACCAACUAUCACUGAUACCA
Messenger RNA from Leucoraja erinaceus (little skate), 12264 nucleotides. RefSeq names its product reelin (gene reln). Gene Ontology annotation, biological process: central nervous system development; neuron migration. The record is from RefSeq and is a predicted model, not a curated record. Lineage: Eukaryota; Metazoa; Chordata; Chondrichthyes; Rajiformes; Rajidae. The coding region runs from base 847 to 11115 and encodes 3422 amino acids. The transcript has 64 exons. Gene Ontology annotation, molecular function: lipoprotein particle receptor binding.